AAUUCUAUAAAGGAAGCCGAUAUUAUUGGAAUAGUUCAAGAUGUUAGUAAAAUACAAGGAAGGGAAUUAAUUAAAAUUACAAAUAAACUCUUAAAAACAAAUUGGCUAUAUUUUUCUGAUGUAUUCAUGAUUUCUGCUUUAAAAGGAGAUGGAGUUGAUGAUUUAAGGAAUUACUUUUUGGAUUCGGCAAAAUUAAAACCGUGGAACUAUAAUAAGUAUACAUUCACAGAUCAGUCAUUUCAAAUUAUUAUUCAACAAACCGUAAAAGCAAAUCUUUUAAAUAAUUUACCUCAAGAAAUACCAUAUUUAUUAAAUACAUUUGCUGAACAUAUUGAAAAAAACAAUGAUGGUAGUUUAAAUAUAGUUGUUAAUGUGAGUUGCCCUUCUACAAGAAUUUCACGAAUUGUAAUAGGUAAACAAGGAGAACGAAUAAAAUUAAUUGCCCAGCAAGCUGAACAAACAAUGUGUAAAAUAUUUCAAACAUCUGUAAGAUUGAAAAUUAUCGUACAU
Messenger RNA from Ceratosolen solmsi marchali, 510 nucleotides. Its product is annotated as GTPase Era, mitochondrial. Gene Ontology annotation, molecular function: rRNA binding; GTP binding; ribosomal small subunit binding. The record is from RefSeq and is a predicted model, not a curated record. Gene Ontology annotation, biological process: ribosomal small subunit assembly. The transcript is spliced from 3 exons. NCBI's taxonomy places the organism in Eukaryota, Metazoa, Arthropoda, Insecta, Hymenoptera, Agaonidae. Gene Ontology annotation, cellular component: mitochondrial matrix. The annotation marks the transcript as partial.